Pecten maximus is the source of this 3401-nucleotide messenger RNA. RefSeq lists its product as uncharacterized. The record is from RefSeq and is a predicted model, not a curated record. The transcript has 13 exons. Bases 40 to 2004 code for a protein of 654 amino acids. Lineage: Eukaryota; Metazoa; Mollusca; Bivalvia; Pectinida; Pectinidae.
GUCGUGGUAUACGCACGCGUCAUAAGUGAUCUCUCAAGAAUGUUUAUAACAACUAGCCGGUAUUCUCUGCCAUUUAGGAAGAACAUGGAGAUUAUUCUGCUAAUGACCUUUAUCUUCUUCCAACAAGUGGCAGGUUCCAGUUAUUUUGUCAUAACUCAGCCGAUGACGGCGUUACAGGCGUAUAACGCUUGUGACAAUGAAAACAGCACGUUGGCAGGUCCGAAAUCGUCAGAAGAGGAGGAAAUCCUUGCAUAUGACCUAAACGGGUCUCGAGAUUUCGGGGCUUGGACGGGGAACUACGUUGACGUUGCUCCGUGGGUAUAUGCCAAACAUUGUUGGGCCGGAAUUGACGGAACACCACUGAAUCUUACAACGAACAGUGGAUCGUUAUGUUUACAGACUUGUGAUCCGAAUACUUUCAUUGCUCUUGUACAAAAACACCAGUGCAUAUGUAUAUCGGAUUGGUUCGUACAAGCUAGGAAUUUAGAUUAUGCGCCGCAGGCCAAGUGUAACAGUGUGUGUAACGGAGAUGGUGGAAGGUGCGGAGGGCAGCAGGUAUACACGCAGUAUAGUCGAUGUUAUGGGAAAGAUUGUCCUGUCGACUUCAACCUGGAGUAUAAUUGCGCGUACGUUAAUUUAUCUGGUUCAAUAAAAGCGGCUUCAUGUGAGGAACAACACUUCCCUGUCUGUGUGAUAGGUAAAGGGCAAGACGAAACACUAGAGAUGUUUGUCAACGCUACAUAUGCAUUGGAAAAGAAGUCCUGGAAUGAUUCAAAUACAUUCUGUCGGAGAAAGGGCGGUGUGCUUGCUAAUGUAAGAGGAAAACAGAAGUCGCUUGAGAGAAUUGCCAAAGAACUGGACAUUACUAACUCAAAACCAACUUUCUGGGUGGCAAUUAAUCGAGCGAACACCCCAACAAAGCAAAUAACAGGAAACUCAACCUUUAGCAAAUCCUCGCAAUGUUUCUACACCAAACAUGACGGAAGUGGUAUAAGCCACAAGAAUUGUGACGACAAGGCAUUUGCUUCUUGUAGAAAGAAAUUGAGCGACACAAUCUCAGAUACCAAUUCCACUCAGACCAAAGACGAUAGUAGUUUUGAGACAGAGAGCACCCCUGGCGUCCAUGUUACUGGUCUCUCCAUCGUGGACAACAGCAGCCCUGUUUUGACUGAUACGACAACCUCUCAGACCAAUGAUAGUAGUUCCGAAGACACGACGUCUGUCGUCAAGGUUACUGGUCCCACUAUCGUGAGCGACACAAUCUCAGAUACCAAUUCCACUCAGACCAAAGACGAUAGUAGUUUUGAGACAGAGAGCACCCCUGGCGUCCAUGUUACUGGUCUCUUCAUCGUGGACAACAGCAGCCCUGUUUUGACUGAUACGACAACCUCUCAGACCAAUGAUAGUAGUUCCGAAGACACGACGUCUGUCGUCAAGGUUACUGGUCCCACUAUCGGUUACAUCAUACUAGCAGUUGUUGUGGGAGUGGCUGCUUUGAUCGGAAUUAUAAUCGGGACAUCAGUUCUACUGAAGAGAAGAAUGAAGUCAAAAAGUGGAAACCUUUCACAAAGCCGUCCACAAUAUGACUACUCGGAUAUCGCAGAGCACAAAUCACCCAACACGUCUGGGAUACAACUACAAGUUCUAGGAGGAAGAUCAACUGGUGCAUCCGGAAGUGGAUCAAACACGAGCAGUGGACAUGAAAUAAGAAACAUGGAUGAGGAGAACUACGAUAUAAUGGUCAACCACUCCCGUCCAAAACGAAACUCGAACUCAAAUGCAAGUGAAUCUAACACAUAUCAUAGCGUGGCCGUUGGUCCAGAGGGAGAUUACAACGAGCUCCAAAUUGGCCAAAUCAAAGUUAACGUAGAGAUGCGGGACUCGUUCUACGCCACUGCUCAGUCCUUAUCAGCAAUGGAGGGUAAUUACGACGAAUUCCAGAAACGCGAUGGACACACGGAAACUGAAUCCGACUACGGUCAUACCUUUCAUUUUCAUGACUAAACAGAUGAAUACUUAGCAAGUACUGUUAUAUUAUCAAAAUAUCGCUACCCUUAAUCCCUUUACUGUGGACUUAUGACUGUAUUUAUGCCUGUGUAUUAAACACACAUGACUGAUACCCAAACGUAAUUUAAACAAUCGCUCUUAUCGCAGAAUAAAAAAAAAAUCCUCAAUAUUGAGAAUAGUGACGUCACGUCUGAUUUGAAGGGGUCGAAAGUGCCACUGCUAAAGAAGAAUGUUGGCGGGGAAGGCAAACAAAAUGUGUUUUAAAAUCAGAGAUUUCUCAAUUAUUUCAUAGAUGUCUCUGGUUAAUUAGCAAGGAACAUGGAACCAGAUGAUUUUUAUCAAUCAAUAUGUGUACUUUGUCAAAUUUUAGAAACAUGUUGGUCAAGUCUCAAUUAAAUUGAAAGCGUCAUAUAUGUUUAACCGAGAAUAAUUGGAUAUUUGUUUUGUAGAUAAAAAUAUGUAUUUGCUUUUCUACCUACGAAGUACUGAGUAUGUCACCAUGCAAGUCACGAUGACCUAUGUACUGCACACCACCAGAGACAUGAAUAGAUAUAUGUAUGUACACCACCUGCAGCAGUUAUAUGUAUGCCCCAGACAAGAAUAUUUUAGAAAGAUAAGAACAAAUAAUCACAUUUAUAUGUAGCAUUAUCUAACCUAACCCAAUAAGAAUCCGGGUUACUGCUAUGUGCUUCUUCUAGAAGAUUAAAACUGAACGUAUUUUUAUGUUCCAGCUUGGAAUAUAAGUUCAGAAUUGUUUUGUAUGGUACAAUAUUCUUGUGUUAAUGUAACUUGGGCGUAAUCAGAUGUAAAUAAGUAACAGUGACUUCCCCGCGGUCAGCGCAGGUGUUGCUUUCGUUUGUCAGUAACCUGGUAACAUAAGAUCUUAUGUUAGUACUCUUGAUAUUUAUGUUACUAAUGCGAUGGAUGUAUGUCUCAUUCAAAUGCUUUGAUAAAUUUGUGUAUUUUGAAGCCAUUCUGUAUAAUAUAUUGUUAUUUUAGUAAAUCACUUGAAGUUUUUAAGUCAAGUUUUUGUCACCAUCAGUCCAAAGGGAGUCACUAAAACAGUAUGAUAACGAGAGCUGUUUAUGACAUGAGGUACUACAUAUAUCAAUACAUCGACAGUUUUACAUAUAACCAGUCAGCAUUCUUUUUUAUGACGAAGUUAUCCAGUUUAACACAUUGGGCCUAAAAAGGUAUUCCAAUUAAUCACUAACUGUAUAAAUGAAACCGAACGGUACUCCACUGCUCUGCUGAGGAAAAAUUUGCUGAAAGACAUAAUUCAUGUGAAUUUCAAAAUGGUAGUCACAGCUAUUGGACUUUUUAGCCCUCGAGGUUUAUCAUAACCUGCUGUCAAAUUUUAAAACACACGAUUCAGAAUAUACACAGGUACUUAA